Molecule: messenger RNA, 2386 nt
Organism: Austrofundulus limnaeus
Lineage: Eukaryota; Metazoa; Chordata; Actinopteri; Cyprinodontiformes; Rivulidae
Gene: abcf3
Product: ATP-binding cassette, sub-family F (GCN20), member 3
Molecular function (GO): ATP binding; ATP hydrolysis activity
Source: RefSeq, a predicted model, not a curated record
CACUGCGGCAGUGUCAGCAGGGCCGGGUAUCAUGGCGACGUACGUAGACAUCCUGAGGACAGAGUUUCCCGAGAUCGACACGGAGCUUUUUGACUACAUCACAGGGGUUUUGGACAGCGGCGCCACAGACUUCGAGGAUGGCGARGAGGUGUUUGAUGCUGUGGGCGGAGUCCUGCAGGAGGUGUCAGCAGACAAUAAGAACGAGGACGACAUCAGAGACAUCUGCUUCCAGAUGUUCAACACCCUCAAACUGAACAACCACCGACAGCCGCAGAAGCAGGUGCUGCUGGACGCUCCKGUCCAGCUGUCCCAGAUGUCUGCAGACUCCGUGACGUCAGCACAAGAUGUUCAGGGGAUCUGGAUGAUGAAACGUCCUCAGAACACGACGGUCGAUGCCAAGAAGCUGGAAAAAGCCGAAGCUAAGCUGAAAGCUAAAACUGAGCGCCGCAAUGAGAAGGACUCUCAGAAGAACUCCAGUCCACUGGUCCUGGAGGAGGCGUCGGCCAGCCAGGCCAGCAGUAAAAAGGAGAACCGGGUCGACCAAUCGGGGAAGAACCGGAGCUACGACAUUCGGAUAGAAAACUUUGACAUUUCCUUCGGAGAGAGGUGUCUGCUGCAGGGGGCGGAGCUGUGCCUGGCGUCAGGGCGGCGGUACGGUCUGAUCGGUCGGAACGGCCUGGGGAAGACCACGCUGCUGAAGAUGCUGGCGAGUCGGAGCCUGCGCGUGCCGCCGCACAUCUCCAUCCUGCACGUGGAGCAGGAAGUGGCGGGGGACGACACCGUGGCGCUGCAGAGCGUCCUGCAGAGCGACACGCUGCGAGAGGGCCUGCUGGAUGAGGAGCGGCGGCUGAACGCUCGCAUCGCCAGCGGAACGGCUGACGGGAUGGAGAGCGUCCGGCUGUCUGAGAUUUACGUUAAACUGGAGGAAAUCGAAGCCGACAAAGCCCCGGCCCGAGCCUCGGUCAUCCUGGCCGGUCUCGGAUUCUCUCCCAGAAUGCAACAGCAGACCACCAAAACCCACCAACAUGUUGGACAUCAGAGCAAUCCUGUGGCUGGAGAACUACCUGCAGAUGUGGCAGUCCACCAUCUUGGUUGUUUCCCACGAUAGAAAUUUUCUGAACGCCGUGGCAACAGACAUCAUCCACCUUCACUCACAGAGUCUCGUCAGUUACCGGGGCGACUACGAGAACUUCCUGAAGACCAAAGAAGACCGGCUGAAGAACCAACAGAGGGAGUACGAGGCCCAGAUGCAGUACAGACAACAUAUACAGGUUUUCAUCGACAGGUUUAGGUACAAUGCAAACAGAGCGGCUCAGGUGCAGAGUAAAAUCAAACUGCUGGAGAAGUUACCGGAGCUGAAAGCCAUCCAGAAAGAAUCAGAAGUCACUUUAAGGUUUCCUGAUAACUUUGAGAAGUUAUCUCCUCCCAUCCUGCAGCUGGAUGAGGUGGAGUUCCACUACUCACCUGACCAGCCUCUCUUCACCGGACUCAACCUGUCAGCUGACCUGGAGUCUCGCAUCUGCAUCGUGGGUGAAAACGGCGCCGGUAAGACCACCAUCCUGAAACUGCUGAUGGGAGAGCUGACGCCUGUCAACGGAGUGCGACAGGCUCACAGGAACCUGAAGAUCGGAUACUUCAGCCAGCACCACGUGGACCAGCUGGACCUGAACGUCUGCGCCGUCGAGCUGCUGCUCAACAAGUUUCCCGGUCGGACGGAGGAGGAGUACCGCCACCAACUGGGGGGUUACGGCAUCUCUGGAGAGCUGGCCACAAGGCCGGUGGCCAGUCUGUCAGGAGGACAGAAGAGCCGGGUGGCCUUCGCUCAGAUGACCAUGCCAAGUCCCAACUUCUACAUCCUGGAYGAGCCCACCAACCACCUGGACAUGGAGACCAUCGAGGCUCUGGCCAAAGCUCUCAACAAGUUCAAAGGCGGAGUCAUCCUGGUGUCACACGACGAGCGCCUGAUCCGGCUGGUGUGCAGGGAGCUGUGGGUGUGUGAGGUGGGCAGAGUUCACCGCGUCGACGGCGGCUUUGAYGAGUACCGAGACAUCCUGCAGGAGCAGUUCAAGAAGGAGGGUUACCUGUGAGGCUCCGCCCACCGCUGACUGGCCACGCCCUCCCAUAACAUUACGCCCCUCACAGUGAUGCCGAGACCAGCAGCCAAUCAGAUAUCAGAGCUCAACCUGUCAUUCAGAUGACCUGUUGCAGGUGAUUGGCAGUUCGGGGGUCACCUGGUGAGGUCACUUGGUGAACUUAGGAGGAGGAACGACCUCAAAGCUGAAUCCGUUCAGAUCUUUGAACUUUUGAGAUUUAAAGGACCAGACUGUCGAUCAAACAUGAUUUAACUUUAAGAAGAAAAAAAUAAAAACACCAAAUUAUUUGUUCA